Messenger RNA from Phragmites australis (common reed), 1612 nucleotides. Its product is annotated as DNA-directed RNA polymerases II, IV and V subunit 9B. Gene Ontology annotation, biological process: DNA-templated transcription; transcription initiation at RNA polymerase II promoter; maintenance of transcriptional fidelity during transcription elongation by RNA polymerase II. NCBI's taxonomy places the organism in Eukaryota, Viridiplantae, Streptophyta, Magnoliopsida, Poales, Poaceae. The record is from RefSeq and is a predicted model, not a curated record. The transcript has 5 exons. Gene Ontology annotation, molecular function: DNA-directed RNA polymerase activity; nucleic acid binding; zinc ion binding. The coding region runs from base 246 to 590 and encodes 114 amino acids. Gene Ontology annotation, cellular component: RNA polymerase II, core complex.
UUCUAAAAUGGUUACUGGUGGCUACUUUUUCGCUCGCCUCCUUUCUUGACGACCAGAGCUGCACUCGGAACAGCAUCCAUUCCCACUCAUCAACCCUUUCUUGCAGAAGGAAUAGGUUUCAGCUCCACCACUGGAAACCACCACCAAGAACAAGAUCUGAAAUAGGCAGGCAGGCAGGCUGGGGUCAACAGAGCUGAGCAUACAGGUCAGGUCAGCUCAACUCUCUCAAGCAGCGAGCAGCAGCCAUGAGUACCAUGAAGUUUUGCCGUGAAUGCAACAACAUACUGUACCCCAAGGAGGACAGGGACCAGAAGGUGCUUCUCUAUGCCUGCAGGAACUGUGACCACCAGGAGGUUGCAGACAACAACUGCGUGUACCGGAACGUGGUGCACCACAGCGCCGGGGAGUUCACCCAGGUGCUCCAGGACGUCGCCGGCGACCCGACGCUGCCCCGCACCAAGUCCGUGCGCUGCGCCGUCUGUGGCCACGGCGAGGCCGUCUUCUUCCAGGCCACCGCGAGGGGGGAGGAAGGGAUGACGCUCUUCUUCGUCUGCUGCAAUCCGAGCUGCGGCCACCGGUGGAGAGAGUGAGGUGUUGAUCAGCCAGGCAAAAGGAUCCCAUUGAUGCAAACAGUCAGAGGGACACGAUUUUUGAAUUUUUCAUCCAAGAGACCUGCCCAUAGUAGCAUGAACUGAUUGUAUGUUUGAAGCACAUUCAGGCAUAAGCCGUUUCAGUAACUUCAGAAGGGAGACAAUUAGGACCACUGGGGUAAAUUUCCCUGUGGUUCAUUUAACAAACAAAGGAUUUGAUGACGAGGACAAGCUUCUUGGUUUUCUGUUUCCUUUGAAUUUCUCCGGUAGCUUCAGUUGUGGAUCCUGAGAGCAAUCGUGUUCUUAAGUUUCUUUCGCUUAAGCAAACGAUGAGCUGCAGAACUUGCAACCACGGGGAACAGCAGCAAGCAAGCCAUGAUUACCAUGAAGUUCUGCCGUGAAUGCAACAACAUGAUGUAUCCCAAGGAGGACAGGGAGCAGAAGGUAUGUAGGUUCUCCUUUCUUCUACUCUCCAUCCACCCAUUUGAGGUUGUUCUUGGAUUCAGAUCCCUGGUACAAGAUGAGAUGAGCAGCAGCCGUCGACGAAAUAUCCGAAAACAGCGCAAAUUCAGUAGAAAAGGAUGCGGCCUACAUAUAGAUUUAGGAGCACAGUGCAGCCUGUGCAUAGAUUGAAACGGCGGAAAGAUGCUCUUACAAGUGAAUUUAAGCCAUCUGGAAGAUCAGCAAACAUUCCAUUUUGCUAGUAGUCAGGUUGUGACGUACUUUCCGGUGCAGAGCAAACUUUAACUUUUCAUUCUAGUUCUUCAAACUGACGAUAAAAUUCAGGAAACGCCACUAUAAAGGAUGGAAUCCAUAAAAUGCAAUUCCAAAGGGGCGUGUGCUUCACCAUAUGCCAUAAUCCCUUCACCAGGCAGCAUACAAGAGGCCAGCCUGGUGAUGUCGGAUCUGAAUACCUGAUCCUGAGCCAUCCCUUUCAGCUUGGCCUCCAUGAGCCCUUCUUCUGCGCUCUGUAAAUCUGGAGGUGUCAAAAAUCAAUAUAGAUGAUUUUGAUUUGUUACGUA